GUGUUUCAUUGGACCCAGGCCGUUUUCCGGAAAAUUCAAGAAAAGGGAUUCCAGACAGCGUACAACGAAAAGGGGGACGUGUUUAAUUAUUUGAGGCGAUUGAUGGCUCUCCCUUUCCUGCCCGAAGAACACGUGGCGGGCAUGUUUGCCCAUUUGAAAGACAGGUGCCCAGAACAGUUAGAGCCGAUAUGUACAUACAUAGAAGAUCAAUGGAUUUCAUCUCGUCUGUUUCCAAUAGAAGAUUGGUGCGUGUUUAUGUUGCCAGUGAGAACCAAUAACGACGUGGAGGGCUGGCACAACAGACUAAAUUCCCGUGUCAACGCCAGAGGUCCUGUGCCAUUUUAUCUAUUGAUUUGCGCACUUUUUUCAGAAGCUACAAAGAUACCACUGGACCUCACAAUGAUGUCGGAAGGUUCAUUGAGACGACACCAAAGACGUCGGUAUCGACAUGUAGAAGGCCAACUUUUUAAUAUAUGGGAUUCAUACAAUGAAAAACAGAUGAGCACUAGUAGACUAUUAAAAAAAAUAAGUCAUUUGUAUGGUCCACCCGCUCAGUGAAAAACAAUUACAUAAUUAAAAAAAUGAAAAAAAAAAAAAAAAAAAAUGAAUAGCCGACUAAAGCUAUUUUUUCAUCAAAUAAAUACACGUGUUGUUAUAAAUGUUGCGUUAAUGUAUGAAUGUGUAUGUAUUUAUACAAUAAAUGAAUGUUUUAUAUGACCGUUGUUAUCGCUAUAUGGUAUGUUUAAAAAUAAAAUAAUAUGCCCGUUGUUAUAAAUCGAUGUUAUCAUUUUAUGCUAUGUUGAUAAAUAAAAUAGUUUAUAAAGUAAAUUGGCGUCAGUGUGUUGUAUAAUUCUAUCUUACCUACCCGAGUCCGAAACGUCACCUACCCGAGUCCGAAACGUCACCUACCCGAGUCCGAAAUGUCACCUACCCGAGUCCGAAAUGUCGGGGACAUAUUUUUUGGAGUCCGAAAUGACGUAAGUCCGAAAUGACGCGGGACCGAAAUGACAUGUA
Messenger RNA from Patella vulgata (common limpet), 1014 nucleotides. RefSeq lists its product as uncharacterized. The record is from RefSeq and is a predicted model, not a curated record. Lineage: Eukaryota; Metazoa; Mollusca; Gastropoda; Patellidae. The annotation marks the transcript as partial. The transcript is spliced from 2 exons.